Fulvia fulva is the source of this 1791-nucleotide messenger RNA. Its product is annotated as Heterokaryon incompatibility protein 6, OR allele. NCBI's taxonomy places the organism in Eukaryota, Fungi, Ascomycota, Dothideomycetes, Mycosphaerellales, Mycosphaerellaceae. Bases 1 to 1791 code for a protein of 596 amino acids. The transcript is spliced from 2 exons. The record is from RefSeq and is a predicted model, not a curated record.
AUGUCGAGUCAGUUGUACCAAGCUCUAGACUCGAGUAAGCAAGAGAUCCGCAUCCUGAUAGUCGACACCCAGGAUUUUUAUAGUGAUGGAACUUUGAGCUGCCGCCUGGAGAUAGCAUCUCUUCUCGAUGAACCUAGACCGUACUUCGAAGCGCUUUCCUGGACCUGGGGAGAUCCGACACACAGCAAGUACAUCACGAUAGACGGACACAAAGUCGGUGUCUCUGCCAAUGCUGAGGAAGUGCUUCGCCAUGUCUGCUACGAGCAGAAGCAUGGCCGUGUAUGGUUAGACGCUGUCUGUAUCAAUCAGUCGGAUCUACAUGAACGAGGACAGCAGGUUUCGAUGAUGGACGAGAUCUAUUCCAGAACUGCUCGUGUUCUUGUCUGGCUUGGGCAGGAGGAUGAGACUACCGAGAAGGCGUUGCGAAAUAUCGAUCAGAUUCUGGCACAAUGCCAAAAAUUGACCAACGGGUUUCAAAGCUUGGAACAGCGGCUCUUGCAAGAGUAUAGUAGUAGACCACACUCUGAGGUCCCUCUUCCUCAGUGUGACUGGCCUGCCAUUUUGAAGUUCUACGCGGCUCCAUGGUUUUUUCGAGUGUGGGUUCAUCAGGAAGUCAUGCUCUGCAAAGAGGCCCUCGUCUUCCAAGGUAGACACUCGCGUUCCUGGUUUGACAUCUCUCUCGCGGCACAAUGGCUGUCUCACUCCAACUUCCGCCAAUACAGUCGUCAUAUGACUGAUGAUCCUGGACUUGGUGUCGACAAGGCUAGCCGAAUCUGGCGAUUCACGCGACAGCCACCUGGCGCCACGGGAUACCUAUCGAUGACGAUGUAUCUGGGAGCGACAGAUCCUCGGGACAAAGUAUAUGGUAUCUUGGGCCUUCUUCGAAGUGUUGGGAAUGACACGUUUAAGCUCACGUCUUCUUAUGAAGCCAGUCUGAGAGACGUGUACACAAAGGCCACCAAGCUUGCGAUCCAUGCCGAUGGACUGGCUGCUGUAGAGCUGGCGCAAGGCCUGGUACCGGUCUCGGAGGGGCAAGAGCUAGAGUCCGAUGAUUCUCGUUGGCCUUCUUGGGUACCACACUACAACUGGCGUGAUUACAGGCCCGGAGGAUCCCCAGCUAUGCCAGAUCUGCCACUUCAGAUAGGUGCCGCGGGCAGUGAGCCAUUGCGGCUACGAUUUGAUGAUGAUAACGCAGACAUACUGACCCUCGGAGGCUGCGUUGUAGACACAAUCACAAAGCUGGGAAGUAUCCUCGACAUGGACCUCAUCUUGAGUGCCUCGAGGAUCGCCAAAGAGGUGUCAGAUUGCAGAGCGAUGGUACCCCUAGUACCUGAUCUCGACUUUGCCCUCACGAUGGUACAAGGCCUGGACUACAAUCGAACUCGGCCAUCAGAACACAUCAUGAAUCAGUUUCCCGCAUUCGCUCAGGGGUGUAGAGCGAAGCUCACCGGCCAAUGCCAUGCAGAAUUGCUGCAUGAUGAUGACUCGCUUACAUACUUCUCCAACAUCGCGUGGGACUAUGCUAACACCAUCAACGUGCACAGUCGGAACAGAAGGUUCUUCGUUACGGAGAAAGGCUACAUGGGCACGUCGUUCCCGAAGACGCAAGUUGGGGAUAAAGUUUGCAUUCUCUAUGGUAGUACGAUGCCAUUUGUACUGCGAAAGGUCGAGGAGCGAUGGCGUCUGUUGGGCACGGCAUAUGUACACGACAUCAUGGAAGGCGAAUAUGUGCAGAGGCUUCGUGAGGCGAGCCGGCUGCAGGAAGAGUCGCAUUCUUUUGACAUCUGCUGA